This is a messenger RNA of Syngnathus acus (greater pipefish), 1481 nucleotides long. RefSeq names its product ALK and LTK ligand 1 (gene alkal1). Gene Ontology annotation, molecular function: receptor signaling protein tyrosine kinase activator activity; receptor tyrosine kinase binding. The record is from RefSeq and is a predicted model, not a curated record. Lineage: Eukaryota; Metazoa; Chordata; Actinopteri; Syngnathiformes; Syngnathidae. Gene Ontology annotation, biological process: positive regulation of ERK5 cascade; positive regulation of ERK1 and ERK2 cascade. Bases 476 to 946 code for a protein of 156 amino acids. The transcript has 6 exons.
AAGCAUCACGCGUACUGCUCGGGACGACGUCCAACUUUCUUCCUUUGGGAAAAGAAAAAGAAAACAACCGCAACUUGUUUUUGCGGGUGUUUGGCUCCGGAUUGCUUACUUUCUCGAGUUGAAAUAUUAAUAUCGUGGCAUCAUAAGACAUUCAUGCAUGGGAUGCUUUUGGGGUAAAAAAAAAAAAAAAAAAAAAAAAGAUUUGCAUGAGUUAAGUUGCGCUGUGCGCAAAGGAGGGGCGCAGCGUGCCCAAGUGAGCGAACGCCGCGGGAUGAAACGGCACCAAGGAUGUCAACCUUGCUUUGCCACCCACACGAAAUCGAUUGUAUUACCCCCAAGAAGCCGACUGCUCCACAUAUAAAUAGAGACGGGAGAAUAUUGCUCCAAAGCCGGUGUUGAACAAGAAGAUCGAGCUCGCUGCAACCAGGACCAAGUUUAUUCGAGGAAGUCAGCUGUGUCCACUCAACACUGUAUCAUGCAGGUGGAGAGGAAAUGGCACAUACUCUUGACUUUCCUCCUUCUGCUCAUCACCUCCGGCCAGUGUGUGGACAACAAGGAGGUCAAGCAGGAGAGAAGAGCCCUGUUGGAUUUAAUCCUACAGGUGAUCAGAUACAGACAGCAAUGGAACAAACACAUUUCCAGGCGUUGCAGUGGGGAACUCUUCACGUCCCUUCAAGACUUGAGGUUGUCCUCCCGUGAAAAGCCUCUGUACGUUCCCAGGAUGGAUAACAGUAAACUCAUAGAAAUUGUUCCCCGAGAUCUAAACAUGAAACACAAGUUCAUUCAGCACUUCACAGCAGGACCAGUCAAGUUCUCAUCGGAAUGCAGAACACAUUUUGACAGACUUUAUCACAACACAAGAGAUUGCUCAAGACCAGCAUAUUACAAAAGAUGCGCCAGAUUGCUGACACGAUUAGCAAUGAGUCCACUCUGCGCACAAUCCUAGAUAUGUCCCAACAUGAUGGAGGAACGUUUUGCCAAGAAAGUGCCUUCAAAUAUACCCGAACAUUGUUGCUGUUAAUAAUGUUUUCUUUUGCUACUGCUAAUGUUUUUAUUUUGCUACUACUACUUGACAUUACCAUAAAUGCUAUUUGACAUGUUGAAUAAUUUCACAUGGAUUUUUUUUUUCCCUCAGUAUUUCAUAUCCUAGCACAUUGACUGCAAUAUUAAUUAUUAUGUGUUAUAUUAAUUUAAUAUUUGACAUAUUAGGAAGGUGUGUGCUGUAUACAUUUUCCACCAGAGUUGAAUUAUUUUGCUUAUGAUGGCAAAGAGAAAGUUUUUUCCUUUCUGCUUAUGACUGAAGUCCCCUAUUAUUGUUACUAUAACUCUAAGUCUGCCUUGUAUCAUUUGUCAUACUCUUCUCUUCAUCACCUUUUUAUUUGGCACUUGAGUGAUUGCUCACUAUGAGAACCUGGAGAAUGACAACAAAAUUGAUAACACUGCACUAUUGAACAAUAAAGACUAUUGAAGCAGAGCAUAAA